AAUAUUGAGGUUAUAUAGGUUAGAAAAAUUGGUGUUUUGGGAAUAUUCUUGGACGUCUUGGGGCUAGUAAUAAAUUUGGGAAUAUGUUCAAACGGAAUUAUUUCCAAAAUAGAAGUGCUUGGGCUUACCGUGGAGCAGCCACGGCUUCAAUACUUGCCUUUGCCGGCUACUAUCUGCCACAUACCCUGUUCCUGAGCAAGUACAAGGAGUUCAUGACGUGCUACCGGGAGGGGUUUGAACCCCAACUUCCGGAUAAGAUAAUGAGACGAUUUGAUACAGCAUGCAGUCUGACGAAGAUGAAGGAGAAGGAAUUGAAAUUGAUAAAGCCAUUCUGUACCUUUGGCCUUGAUCUCUUCCAUGCAGGAACGACAAAAUCGCACUUUGGAGCUGUUGUGGGGAUCCCGAUUAACUAUUUUUACUCAAACGAAGCAGAAAUUGAGCGUCCGAGUAUCAAACUUAAGACAGAAUCAAUUAAAUGGGGUUCUCAGGAAGGUGAACUCCUGGCCAAUUCAAUUGUCCUGACUGAAGAUGAACAAAUCUAUGGAAUUGCCCAUUCGAUUCUCAUGACACACAGUCACCAGAGAAUGCUAAAUGGUCUGUAUGCUUCGGGAUCAAUCAUUGGAACGUACACUCUGGGUCAUUUUCUCAAUCAGCGAAUGCAGCUCCUUUCGCGACCGUUUUUGCUUCGUGGGAUUCUCUAUGCCAUCCUUGGGCUCUUCGGCUUUGGUCUGUGGGCUCUUUUGAAAGAUGCCACUCAUGUGUACUACGAGGGACUGGCAGAUGAUACCCUGGGGGACCUAGGACCAGAAGUUGCGGAUUCCGGAGUGAGAUUCUACGAGAAGAUAAUGGGGAAGAACAAAGCUCUGAGAGGGCUUACAAAGACGAACACGUAUUCAACCGAAGGAGAUAUUUGCUACCUCAUUCGCACCAAGACUUUCCCCUACACUGCCCGGAAAGCUCUCCUUCAGGACAAACUUAAGGAAUACCGAGACAAGGAAGAAAAGGAAAAUUAAUCCUAGAAGAGAAACAUUUUUAGCGUCUUGCAUUUCAAUAUUAUUUUGAAUUAUAGUUAAUAAAGUUAUCUAGUUUUUGUCAAAUGUCUUUGAUUU
Molecule: messenger RNA, 1109 nt
Organism: Phlebotomus papatasi
Lineage: Eukaryota; Metazoa; Arthropoda; Insecta; Diptera; Psychodidae
Product: transmembrane protein 177
Exons: 2
Coding region: 84-1013 (309 amino acids)
Source: RefSeq, a predicted model, not a curated record